UUUGUGUUAUACGCUGUAUUCCGAUAUUACUGUCAGUACUGAAAAUCUAUAGUGUACGUAACAGAAACUAUAGAUUUUCAGUAUUGGCAGUAAUAUCGGAACCAAUCGAAACACAACCAUAAAAUCUAACCUGAGCUAACCUCAAAACGCAGACUACGUUGUUCGAAGGAACCAAAGAAUCCUUUGAGUGUUUUAAAAUUAUUUUCAACGCUAAACGCGAGAGAGUUACGAAAUAAUGAAACACCAUGCGAAGAUUGCGCCAUUGAAGUCUUUCACGCUGAUUACGAUCUCUUGAUUUGAUUAUCUGGGCUGUAAAACCUCCGACGAUUACGGACAAUGUUCUGCUGCCUGAGAAACUGCUUUGAUGGCCUUGGCUUUACUGUGACUCAAGCACCAAAGCGGGAACGAAAUCCCAUUGCCUUAGACACAACUCACAUGGGAAAUGAGGUAGUUAUAGUGAAAAAUGGUCUAAGAAUAUGUGGAAGUGGCGGUGCCUUGACGAAUGCUCCUCUUGUCCAGAAUAAAAGUUAUUUCGAGGUGAAAAUACAACAGGGCGGUGUAUGGGGCAUCGGACUGGCUAGGAGAGAAACGGAUCUUAAUAUCGUUGUAGGUGGAAAAGAUUCGGAAAGCUGGGCGCUCGAUUCCGAUGGUAUCAUAAGGCACAACGAACAAGAGCUUCACAAGAUUCAAAACCCCGUACAGGAAGGAGAUGUCAUUGGAGUAUCUUACGAUCAUGUAGAGUUAAAUUUUUAUUUGAAUGGAGAAUCCAUGAAUGCACCAGUUAUAGGUGUAAAAGGACGAAUUUACCCAGUGCUAUAUGUGGAUGAUGGAGCCAUCCUGGACUUGAUUCUAGAAAAUUUCAUUCACACUCCACCGAUGGGCUUCGAGAAAAUAAUGCUGGAACAAUCAUUGCUUUAGCAGAGCGAUAUAAGCAAAAUUGUUAUUGUAUUGUCAAAAUUGACACUCCUCCAAUUCGAGUUUCGUUAAACAUUGAGCCAAAUUAAAAGUUCAAGUUGAAUGCGUUAAGAAAAGAAUGAUAACGAACAGCAAACCACAACAGCAUAGUAUUAAGAAAUAAUGUCACAAACAUUUGUCAUGACAAUUGCAUGAUAAUAUAUUUAACCAAAAAACGUGAUAUAAGCGAUUUGCCUAACGAUAUGAAAAUUUGUAUCUAUUUUUCGAUCUAUCUCUACAGAACAGAGAUUCACGAUAAGCAGAUUUUACAUAAAUGAAAGUGAAUUCUUUAGAUUUAUUAUAUAAAUUAAAGGGUUUAUAUAUACAACGUUUAAACUUUCGAGUGAGUUAGAUUUAACUCUAUUCCGAUCUGUGUAUAUUACAAUAAUUCUACAUACCUUUGUAUAAUUGUAUAAUAGAUGUAAUCAUAAAUAUGUGUGUACAAUUUGUGUUUUACAUAUAUAUAUAUAUAUAUAUAUAUAUCCAUACAUGUAGGCAUUGUAUACAUAAUGAUUUAUUAACCUUAAAUUAAAAUGGUAUGGUAUAUACACUGGCUUAAAUAAGGUACCGACGGCUUUAGGCCUAUUGUUCGCUUUAUUAGGCUAGUGUCAUGGCAUCUCGUUAGCUCUCUCUUUUUUAUAAUUCCUUUCUCUCGCUAUAAAUGUCGUAUUAAACAUUAAAGCUAACGUUUCAACUUUUCUAACAUAUUGAAAAUUUGCGUCUCUUUUUGCAUCGUCAUCGUCAGUCAAAUACAAACGGUUAAAAUGAUUCAAUUAUUGUGUACACAAAUACAUUUUUCAAACAUAUGUAUGUUGAGCUCAGGUAUAUAUAUAUAUAUAUCCGAUUUACAAAAUUUUGUUCCAUAAUAAACCGCAUACUAUUGCAUGUAAUAAAAAUUAAAUUUUCAUAAAUGUUUUUUUAUUCGACAUAAGAAUCGAUCACAGUUAGAUAAACGCCUUUAAUCGUAAUAUGAAAAAUGAUGAGUUAAAAGGAUAAAUGUUAAAGUAACCGCUAGCGCUUAUCAUCGAUGCAAUGAACUCUUCAAAUAACGAGUAUAAAAAGUUUCUUACGAUUGUUUGUGCUGCAAGCUUCAAUACUUGCUGAAACAUAUCAAAUCUUUGGUCCUUAAUAUUAAUUGUAAACAAUUAUUAAUAUCAUUAAUGUCACACGCUUAACUUAUGCAUUUAUACCAUACAAAUAGGUCAUUCGAUUGAAACAAUGUAAUUUUAAAUUAUUAUCUUAUAUUAUUUGCCAUAUAAUGAAAUCUUUAUUAUUGUAUUAGAUGUAACAUAACUAUUUUUAGCAGAUCCUUUCUUCUUAAAUACAAGAUUUUUAUGGCACUCUGUUUCUUAUAUAACUUACUAGAUACGUAUAUAUUGUAUUCAUUCGAAAGACCAUCCUCAAGAGAGCCUUUGUGAUCUAUUAUUAACUAGUUAUUAACACUACACAAUUCUAACAGCUGUAUUACAUUUAUUUUAUGACUGGAUGAUAUAAGAUAGUUAUAAUGGUAACCCAUUCGAUCGCAGUCGCCUUAUUGCACUUUUAUUACAUAUAAAGUCUCAGUGUUACAUCUGUCAAAGUAGCACUGACUAUUAUACAAAUAAUCACAUCAUCUGAUGCAUUAUACCGUCACUUAAUUAAAUUAUAUAGGCCUGCGAUAAAACAAUUUAAAUAAUUUUAUUGUAUGUGCGUGCGUGCGUGCGUGCGUGCGUGCGUGCGCGCGCGCGUGUGUGUGUGUGUGUUAAGUGGCGGAACUUUCGACAUACAAUGUAAUUAUUUGAAAGUUGAACACUGCUUAAAGCAAAAUAUUAUAAUUAAUGAACAGUAGCACUAUACAAAUAAAUUGAAUGUAAGGCCGUUAAAUGAUCUAAUCUCUCGAACAAUAACAAUAGCAAAACAACGAUGAAAGAUGAAAUCCUUUUUUCCCCAUUUUCAGACAUUUCCAUUUCGUAAAGAUACGUAUAUAUCGAUUAGCAUAUGGCUUACCAUAGUUAGCAUUUUUCUCUUGAACAAUACAAAACAUUUCCAUACAAGGCUAAUGUGAAUAUCGUUUCAAUUAUGCCGCAAAUAAUUUGAUUAAAAAUAUUACUUUCAGAUAUAUUUACAAAAUUCGAUAUCUACUUUUUAAUUACAAACAUGUUUUAAUGAUACAAAAAACUGUAUAAUGCAUAAAAUGUACCAAAUGUUGAAAAAUUGCCGUUGCCCCUGCUAUCCCUGCUUUUCUUAAAUGACAAUAUGAAUAAUAUAACUUGAGAUC
Molecule: messenger RNA, 3211 nt
Organism: Monomorium pharaonis (pharaoh ant)
Lineage: Eukaryota; Metazoa; Arthropoda; Insecta; Hymenoptera; Formicidae
Product: SPRY domain-containing protein 7
Exons: 5
Coding region: 337-918 (193 amino acids)
Molecular function (GO): protein binding
Source: RefSeq, a predicted model, not a curated record